This is a messenger RNA of Diaporthe citri, 396 nucleotides long. RefSeq lists its product as uncharacterized. Gene Ontology annotation, cellular component: fungal-type vacuole membrane; vacuolar transporter chaperone complex. The transcript is spliced from 2 exons. The record is from RefSeq and is a predicted model, not a curated record. Bases 1 to 396 code for a protein of 131 amino acids. Lineage: Eukaryota; Fungi; Ascomycota; Sordariomycetes; Diaporthales; Diaporthaceae.
AUGUCGAGCCAGCCCCUGCUCCAGACUGCGCCAGGCAAGCGGAUUGCCCUCCCCACCCGCGUCGAGCCCAAAGUCUACUUCGCCAACGAGCGGACUUUCCUGUCAUGGCUGAACUUCGCCGUCAUUGUCGGCGCCCUCGCCGUCGGCAUGCUUAACUUCGGCGACAAGGCCGCCAAGAUAUCCGCCUUCUGCUUCACCGGCGUCUCCAUCGCCACGCUAAUAUAUGCACUACGGACCUAUCACUGGCGAGCGAAGUCCAUCAGGGUGCGGGGCCAGGCCGGCUUCGACGACAGGUUCGGGCCCACGGCGCUGGCCAUCCUGCUGUUGAUCGCGGUGGUAGUCAACUUCGUGCUGAGAAUUGUAGAUUCCUCCAAGGAAUCUUCCAAGGGUCACUGA